AUGGAUCUCUCGUCAAGCCUUGGCAUGUCGUCGUCGUCACACCCCCUCUGGGAACUCGUCCGCUUCUUCCCUGCGGCGCAUACGGCGUCUGCGGGACCGCUCGAGCUAGGCAAUCCCACGACACCACCCUCCACCCAAAUGUGGGCCUGGGCAAGGAAGAGGAUACACGGUCUCGUAGGUCUGCUGUGCUUCGGGGAAGCAUGCUGGGUGCAUGCUUUGGGCACCUUGCAAUUGCUCUAG
Moesziomyces aphidis is the source of this 240-nucleotide messenger RNA. NCBI's taxonomy places the organism in Eukaryota, Fungi, Basidiomycota, Ustilaginomycetes, Ustilaginales, Ustilaginaceae. The record is from the annotation of a GenBank genome assembly.